ACCAUCCGACUUAUGACCUGCUCAACAUACGACCACUUGACUUACAACUAUGUUUUGUAUGCAAAUGUUCUGGGAAAUAAACAACUGUUUGUGUUGUACAUAGUGUUUCUCCUAAUCCUUACAGUAUAAAAUACAGUACUAACAGCAUAAAGAGUAAAGUAAAAAAUGAAAUACCAAAAUAAAACUAUAAAAUAAAAUCAUUACAAUAAUGUGAUAUUGAUAUUCAGUAGUAAGGUUCGACUGACGUCCAUUUUGACUUACGACUGGUUAGUUGGAACCGUGCUCGGUUGUAAGUCGGAUGGUAGGUGUAUUAUGCUAGAUACUCAGUAGGUCGGGGUAAGAAAAUCCUGAGGGACAUUGACAGCAAAUUGAGUGUACAUUGUCUGUUCUUACAUUCAAGGAACAAGUGUAGUUUGUUAAUAUGAAAUCAUAUAUUCAUUGGUCAGUACAGUAAAGUUCAGUAAAAUGAACCAUUAUAAGGCGAACAUCGGAUAAAAUGGAAAAAAUAUUGAUAAAGUGCACCAAGUCCUAUUACUGUAAAUAGCAAGUUUAUCUGGCAUAGGCAUUAUCCAGGACGUGCCCUUCAUAGUUCCUCGGCAGCUGGGCCAAUGUCUCGGCCUGCAUCAGUUUGUUACAGUCUGCAAGCGCUCUCACAUACCAUCAUUAUUUAAUCUCCAGCUUUUCCCUGGAUUUUCAUUGUUUUCCAUUGCAGUACCAUAUUCAUUGUUAUUAACAAUUUCCUCUAAAGCAAGUAAUAGUGCCAAGAAUGUGCGUGUGAACUUGACUGUUAAUUAGAAACUUGAAUAAGCUCAUCUUUCCACCAGAAAAGAAAUAGCAAGAGAUUUUCUACAUAGAACAACAAAUCAUAAUGUUAUCGUAGGUUUGAUGUCCCCGGUUCAUGACAAAUAUGGGAAAGAGGGGUUGGUUAGCGCCAGCGAUCGCAUUCAGUUGCUGCGACUAGCUCUCAACUCUUCGUCAUGGGUGCACGUGAGUGAGUGGGAGACUCGGCAAGAUGAUUGGACUCCUACUAGGGAAGUUGUUCAGUACCAUCAGAAUUUGAUUAAGUCCACUUUACGCAAACUGGGCAGCUCCUCCUCCAGUGUCAACCGUCAGGGACGGGUAGGACCUGAGAAUGUUUUCUCAUGGGAAUUAGUGGACUCCCUUGUUAAUGGUAACGUAGAUCCAUCUGUGAAACGGCAGAGGGUGGAUGGUACCCCAUCAUGGCUCACUCACUUGACAGGAUCAACUGAGCCUGUUACAGUCAAGCUAUUGUGUGGUGCUGAUCUCCUAGAAUCCUUUGCUAAACCAGGCCUCUGGAAGGAUGAAGAUAUUGAAGCAUUGGUUGGAAAAUUUGGUCUUGUUGUUAUCACCCGGGAAGGAAGCAAUCCAUAUAAAUUUAUCUACGAGUCGGAUGUUUUGACACGACACCAGAGAAAUAUACAUAUUGUGACUGAAUGGAUCACUAAUGAAGUGAGCUCCACCAAGGUUCGAAGAGCCCUCAGGAGAGGAGAUAGUGUGAAAUAUUUAGUUCAAGAUUCGGUCAUAGAGUAUAUCUACAAAAAUGCCCUCUACAACACACACAACAAUAAGUAUUUCUAUUCCCCAUUUAUGCUAACACCCUCCCCUAACCUCGACACUGAUGUGCUCCUCCCACCUCCCAACUUUACACUUCAUCAAGGGCAUACUCGUUCACGGAGUGCAUUACUUGCCAGUCGUCAACACCCAAUAAGGAAGAGCAGCAUUUUCAGUGAUAUGGAUGAUACAUCCCCAGGGGACUCAGUGGAUGACCCCCCACUUGUUCCAACUCACUCAGUACCAGUAAAGAGCUACCCUGGAGUAGCUAUACCUGUGCUGCAGAGGCCACACAAGGAGAUGAACAACGAGAACCUUGUAUGUCAUCUAUGAAGAACCUGUGGGAGCGUGUAGGAUGCACAAAGCCCCAUGACCCGCACCAAAGAUAUAUGCCAGUUUUGGUGUGACAAUAACUGUAACAAAGGUUGUGAUCUGUGACUUAUAACCUUCCAUCUAGGCUGGACCUGAUGAUGAUGAGGUGGAAACCUCGAAGAUUGGAGACCACUUUUAAUUGUUUGUGGCUUCUCUAAUCAAUGCAUAUUGGCAAUGCUGUGGUCAGCAGUUAGCCCUGUUUAAUGAAGUUAAUUAUAAAUGAUAUCUGGUAUGUAAUACUGACAGGUAAUGGUUGUUCACUUUUGCAGCUUGAUAAAAAUUGGCAGAUGCAUUCCAGUUUCAGGAGAUGGGAAAUUGAGAGAGUUUUUAGAAGCAUUGUGAAGUGUAGGCUGAGAAGAGUAUAAUUACACAAAAAUACCUGGAAGGUAUUUGGCUAUUAGCUUAUUGAGCAUAUUAGGAUUUUUUCUUUUUUUGCUAGAAUUGUGAUGAUAGUGAAAGAUGGUACAUGACUUGGUAGAGGUACAGUUUAUGCGAAUGAGCUUAUGAGAGCUGAAGAAAGUCAUCAUAGGUGCAACUAUGGAUGAUGAAGAUGUAAGGCUGAUAAACAUUCUAUUACAUUAUGUACACUUAUCAGAUCAACCACAUCAUUCACAUGUGUGUAGGUCAGCAUGAAGAAAUUUCUGGAUUCACAAUAGUUUUAAAUGUUAUUAAAAAUUAUAGAUUUGCUUUAGUUGAAAGAUCAGAAUGUAUUACAAGGAGUCUAUAAUUAAUCCUAAGCAUACAGUGAUAAAUUAUUCUGAUUUUAAAAUGUGAAAUUGUUUAAAUAACAAAAUUGCAAAAGCUUCAAAGAUUUAGAAAGAUAUAAUUUUCUGUAUACUACCUGUAUACCAGAACUUAUUUCCUGUUUGCAGUGGGUAAAUUAAAGGACUUAAAUUUAUAUGUGAUUAGUUGAAGCUUAAUACGUAUUUGACUGUAAUAAUAAUUAUUUGGAUUUUUCACUGUUAAAGAUAUAUACAGAGUGAUCAGUGUGGCUAAUAUUAUGUGUGACCUCUAGUCAGUACUGUAGCCAAGUUAAUGUUUUAUGUAACAGCAUUAACUUUAUGAUGAGAUUGAGGACUAACUUUAUGAUGAGAUUGAGGACUUAGCAGUGCUUAAAUUGACCUAAUUGUUAAAAUAGAUACUCUUAGUAACUAGAAACUGAUAAUACUGUAUAUGGCCAAGAAUUUAAAGGGCAUAGCAAAUUUUCCAUGUAUCAUUCAUUAAAUGUUAACUGUGUGUAAUGUAUGAAUAAGUACAGUGUUUAGUCUGCCAUGACUUAGCUAAACUUAUAUGCACACCUGUUGACACAAUUUAUAUAACUCUGCAGCAGCAUACUGCAGUUUAUGCCUCAGUCUUUGCUAUUUAGUCAACUUGAUAGCUCGAGUGAUUCAUUAAUGGUGAUUCACUAUUAAUUAUUUGAUAUCAGUGACUGGCUGACUAAGAUUUAAUAAAACAAUGUAGCGCAAUAUCAGCACCCAAGUGUUUUGGCAUAUUUAUUCACAUUAAAUAGGAAUAAUAUUUGUAUGUCUGCCUUUACAAAUAAACUGACAUAGAGCUUGAGCAGUAUUACCAUUAUAAGGUAACAGGGAAUUGGCAGGAUGAGAUAUAACAAUAAGAAAUCAGGCUACAUUGAGACCAAAAAAAAAAACAAAGUUCAGUAAUUUAGUAGCAGAGGCUAAAUAAAUUGAGAAAUUUGCAAACUGAUGAGACAUAAAGAAGUAAUACUCUGUUGAUGCAAAACUUAUUCUGUCAUUUUCAUAUUAAACUAUAAUCUGUAUUAUGGUAAACAUGACAAAACUACAAAUUAUUUUAAAUAUAAAGUAUAUAGAAUAUGACAUACAAACCAAAUAAAACAUAUAGAUAUGUACUGUAUGUGAAAAAAUAGGAUGUACAAGUUAUGAAAACUUAGUGAGCUUUGAAAGCCAGGAGACACUUGCACAACUACAUAAGAAAUGGAGGACCCUGUCCUGAUAAACAUGAGGGCAUGAGAGACAUGAUUGUGAGUAGUGAAGGAUUUUGGAAUUAAGAGAGAUGGUAGGAGGUUGUGAAGUUAAAUAAAUGUGACACUCGUGGACUGUAUUAACAACUUCGGGACUAAAGAAUACAUGAUUGUAAACUCUACUUUUAGUUUGCAUGAGAUAUGAACUUUGAGACAAAUGGUUUGUGAAUUGUAGAUGUGAAGAACUUGUCAGCAUCUUCAGAAUUAAGUAUUAGUAGACUGAAGAGGACUGAAAGGGCUUAAGUCUCUUUACAUUUAAGUAGUUUGAAGUACAGAUAACACCUAAGUAGUACAGUACUCUGUGUGUGUGUUAUUGGUAAUAAUAUAUUUUCUGUCUCUAUGUGCAUUGUAGAUCCUGAAGUCAGUGUAUGCUAGUGCCAUAAUUACAUUUAAGUGGUUGACAAUAAGAAAUAUUUCACUUGAGAUGUGUUUAUAUGUUCCACAAAUUGUUGAAUCGGUCACUUUGCUAAUUUUUAUUUAUGUGAAGUAAAUUAAAGUAUCCUCUUUCACUCAGUGUUGUGAAUGCAGUAAUUUUUGUUUUAUGACACUUAUACUAUUCUGAGGUUAUCAUAACCCAUUCAGAUUGUAGCUGAAAAAUAUUCAAUAUGAGCAACUCAUUUUAAUUAAACGUAUUGGCGAUACCUUUCCAAAAUAAGUUUGUAAAGUAUAUCAUUUGAUUAACCUGAUGUCUCACUUGACUAUUAUGAAACCAUACUCAAGUAACUUGUCCCACUUGCUCAUCUUGUACCAUUGGAGGAGCUUGGUAUUGCAAUGGCUCUUAUAGUGUCUUUAAUAAUUUGAUGUUUAAAACAUUACAGUGUCUGACAUAAUGAUUUAUAAGUGUCUCUUGAGUGUCUUGGUGACUCACCUAGAUAUCUUAAGUGUCUCAUUUGAGUAAUAUGAGGCUUUAUAUAUUUGUGCCUCAUGUGAGCAACUUUGUGAUAUAUUUAGAUAUCUUCAUGUCUCAUUUGAAUAAUUUCAUAUAAGUCCACAACCCUUUAUCCGAAAUUCUGAAAUUGAAAAGUUCUGAAAACUGAAGGUUUUCAUGGAGUGUGGAGCAUCAGUCAUCUCAGUGCUGGGUCACGCCGCCACGUGGCAGCAUUGAGAAUCAUUCUGAACUUCGAAAAAUUCUGAAAUUUGAAACAAUACUGGCCCCAAGGGUUUCGAAUAAAGAGAUGUGGACCUGUAAUUCACUAAGGUGUCAUAUUGUAUCAUGUGAGUAUUAGGACUACUCACUCUUGCAUCUAAAUGCCUAUUUUGAAUAAGCUGGCAGAUUUCUUAACUCAAAUGUACAAUAUGGUGUUUCAGCAAAUUAAAUUGCCAUAAAUUGUUAGCAAGAUUAAUUUAAAUACUAUUAUGUAGUAUAAUUAGCCAAGUAACUUAGUAACUUAAAGGCUCAGCCUGCUUUCUGCCUAAUUUAUUGACUAAAUGAUGGUGGAAGGUUCCUUAUCAUGAAGACAUUAUUAUUGCUAAAAUUUUAAGACUUAUUAUAUUCAUUCUAUGGUAAAUUAAUUGUGGACAAGGUACAGCAAUGAAUACCUAGGAUCGCAAAAAAAAUAAAUUUGACAGGUAUGCCAGUCAUAAUUACACAGAAAAUUCUCUAAUUGUGUUGGGUUAUAAAUAUUUCACAUUUCAUAUACACUGUAAAUGUACUGUAAUUAUAUUUUCUUUGUGUAAAUUCCUUAGCUCAAUAAAAUUUUGAAGGCAGAUUAUAUCUGUUGCCUGUCAUGUAUAGGAGCAUAGCUCUGUUCUGGUUAUUAUACUCCUGAAAAGCCAUAUCAUAGUUUUGUCUUAUGUUAUGGCCAUUAUAUAAUGUCUGAUGAAUUAGACCAUAGUUCUAAUCUGUGGUCAUUAUGCUAUGUCUAAUGAACUGGUCCAUGGCUUUAUUCUCUGGCCAUUAUGCAGCUUCAUAAGUCCAUAAUCAUAAGUGUCUAACCAUGUUUUGGACACUAUGCUAUCUCUAGUAAGCCAUUUAAGUUAUAAAAAUUUACAAUCUGUACUGCUCAUAGUUUAUUGGAUUGUGUGAUAUUGACUUGAUCUCCUGGUACAUAUAGGCAUUUUUUUUUUAACCAGCCACUAGUAAAAUUAUAUCGAGAUCAUUUCAUGUUGAUGGACUGUUUAUUCUCUUUGCCAAUAUUAUAAACUUAAUAACAGUACUUAUAAACCAAA
Cherax quadricarinatus is the source of this 6112-nucleotide messenger RNA. NCBI's taxonomy places the organism in Eukaryota, Metazoa, Arthropoda, Malacostraca, Decapoda, Parastacidae. The record is from RefSeq and is a predicted model, not a curated record.